AUGGAGCUUGUCCCAGUGGUGUCGCACGAGACGGACCCUGGGAACUUGCAGCUUGUGCUGCGUACGAAGAACGAUGCGGUUUUAUACGACCCGGUGAUGCGCCAGGUAAUUCUCUGUUCAGGAAGCGCGCACGAGUGGAGAGACGCUGCGCUUCCGCAGUCGCCAGAGCGAAUGCGCCAGUUACCAUGGAAGGAGACGCACACAUGCCCGACAUGUAAGCAGCCACUGCAGUACGAUGAUUCAGUACAUGAAGACGAAGAGAUUGGGACGCCACAUACUGCGCCGCAUUAUUUCCGCCUCCUCUCCGAGACGUCUGUGGGCAGGUCGUCGGCGCCUGCACACACGAACAUGACCCCACUUAGUAUAGAUGCUACAAACCAGGGAUACUAUGCACGAUUUUUUGUUGAGCUAGGCCGUCUUGGACGCGGCGCACGCGGAACGGUAUGGCUGUGCCAGCACGUUUUAAACGGCCAUCGCCUGGGCACGUACGCUGUGAAAAAGAUCCCUGUGGGCGAUUACAGCGAGAGUUUGCUACGUUCGCUCGGCGAGGUGCACCUUAUGGAAUCAUUGGACCACCCCAAUGUCAUUCACUACAAGCACGCAUGGAUCGAGACGGCACAGACAAGCGCCUUUACGCCGUGUGUGCCUACCCUGCACGUCUUGAUGAUGGCUGCUAACGGCGGCAGCCUUGCCGAUUGGAUUGCGGCACGCUCCGGAGCAAAGAGCGAUGCGGACGCCCCGGAAGAUACAGUAUCGAGUGUGUCAUCUGCCCGUGUCGCACGCCUUAAAGCCGAGUUUCGCCAGCAGCGCGACGCAGCGAAACGCCACGAAAACACCAGCGCAUCGCAGCGCUCGAGCAUCCACUUUCUGCGCGAAGAAGACAUUGUCAAGCUUUUGCGUGACAUCGCGCAGGGCCUGGGCUUUUUGCACGACCGCGGCAUUCUGCACCUGGACAUCAAGCCCGAGAAUGUGCUUUUGCAUUGGGACGACGACGCGCUGCUUCCCACUGCGAUGCUCAGCGACUUUGGCUCCUCGUUGCCCUUCCACGAAAACUACACGCGCGAGCGCACAGGAUACACGGGCACGCUCGAGUACAUGGCACCGGAGGUUGUGGGGCCCGACGUCCACACUGGCCAGCUGCAGGAACUGAACAGCAAAGCCGAUGUGUGGUCUUUGGGCAUCAUUUUCUUCCUCCUCAUUUUUCUUGACAUUCCCUACUCCCACGUAGACGACAUUGCUCGACUGCGCCACGAGAUUCUCGCUUUUCGUGGACUCGAGCAGCUGCUCAAGCGCAGAGGAUGGGUCUCGCGCUACGCCGCAAUUCAUCCCAGCCUCACCCACUUGCUUGCGCGCAUGCUCGACGUCGAUGCACACAAACGGCCGAGCUGCAGCGAAGUGCUGCACAUCCUUGACACAUAUGCAGCUGCAUCGACGUAUGCAAACACCACUGUGCCACGCCGCCCCUCGUUUCGCGGCGUGCUGGAAAAUGCACAGAGAGAAGUGCAACACAGUCCUGAUACGACCCACGCCUGGAGUCGAUCCAUCGCGGUUGUCCUCCUCGUAUAUACCCAAUUUUUCAUGAUGGAGUUUGCCUAUGUCGGCACACCUAUUUGGCGGUGGAUCCGCGAGCCGCUGCUCCUUUUGGGACUUGUCCAAGUCCUCUACACCAACUACGACAAGCGCAUUGUUGCCCCGCUGAGUGUAUGGGCGCUGUGUCUGGCAGCGGCCAUUGUGCGUGUCGUGUGA
Molecule: messenger RNA, 1746 nt
Organism: Malassezia vespertilionis
Lineage: Eukaryota; Fungi; Basidiomycota; Malasseziomycetes; Malasseziales; Malasseziaceae
Gene: IKS1
Product: putative serine/threonine-protein kinase iks1
Exons: 1
Coding region: 1-1746 (581 amino acids)
Biological process (GO): protein phosphorylation
Molecular function (GO): protein kinase activity; ATP binding
Source: RefSeq, a predicted model, not a curated record